This is a messenger RNA of Mizuhopecten yessoensis (Yesso scallop), 10406 nucleotides long. RefSeq names its product endothelin-converting enzyme homolog. The record is from RefSeq and is a predicted model, not a curated record. Gene Ontology annotation, molecular function: metalloendopeptidase activity. Gene Ontology annotation, cellular component: plasma membrane. Lineage: Eukaryota; Metazoa; Mollusca; Bivalvia; Pectinida; Pectinidae. Gene Ontology annotation, biological process: protein processing. Bases 2363 to 4765 code for a protein of 800 amino acids. The transcript is spliced from 18 exons.
AUUUGUAGUAACAUCUGGACAGUCUCCGCCUGCACCAGCAUCACUAGGUAUCCUAUAGUAACAUCUGGACAGUCCCCGCCUGCACCAGCAUCACUAGCUAUCCUAUAGUAACAUCUGGACAGUCUCCGCCUGCACCAGCAUCACUUGGUGUCCUAUAGUAACAUCUGGACAGUCUCCGCCUGCACCAGCAUCACUAGGUAUCCUAUAGUAACAUCUGGACAGUCUCCGCCUGCACCAGCAUCACUAGGUAUCCUAUAGUAACAUCUGGACAGUCUCCGCCUGCACCAGCAUCACUAGGUAUCCUAUAGUAACAUCUGGACAGUCUCCGCCUGCACCAGCAUCACUAGGUAUCCUAUAGUAACAUCUGGACAGUCUCCGCCUGCACCAGCAUCACUAGGUAUCCUAUAGUAACAUCUGGACAGUCUCCGCCUGCACCAGCAUCACUAGGUAUCCUAUAGUAACAUCUGGACAGUCUCCGCCUGCACCAGCAUCACUAGGUAUCCUAUAGUAACAUCUGGACAGUCUCCGCCUGCACCAGCAUCACUAGGUAUCCUAUAGUAACAUCUGGACAGUCUCCGCCUGCACCAGCAUCACUAGGUAUCCUAUAGUAACAUCUGGACAGUCUCCGCCUGCACCAGCAUCACUAGGUAUCCUAUAGUAACAUCUGGACAGUCUCCGCCUGCACCAGCAUCACUAGGUAUCCUAUAGUAACAUCUGGACAGUCUCCGCCUGCACCAGCAUCACUAGGUAUCCUAUAGUAACAUCUGGACAGUCUCCGCCUGCACCAGCAUCACUAGGUAUCCUAUAGUAACAUCUGGACAGUCUCCGCCUGCACCAGCAUCACUAGGUAUCCUAUAGUAACAUCUGGACAGUCUCCGCCUGCACCAGCAUCACUAGGUAUCCUAUAGUAACAUCUGGACAGUCUCCGCCUGCACCAGCAUCACUAGGUAUCCUAUAGUAACAUCUGGACAGUCUCCGCCUGCACCAGCAUCACUAGGUAUCCUAUAGUAACAUCUGGACAGUCUCCGCCUGCACCAGCAUCACUAGGUAUCCUAUAGUAACAUCUGGACAGUCUCCGCCUGCACCAGCAUCACUAGGUAUCCUAUAGUAACAUCUGGACAGUCUCCGCCUGCACCAGCAUCACUAGGUAUCCUAUAGUAACAUCUGGACAGUCUCCGCCUGCACCAGCAUCACUAGGUAUCCUAUAGUAACAUCUGGACAGUCUCCGCCUGCACCAGCAUCACUAGGUAUCCUAUAGUAACAUCUGGACAGUCUCCGCCUGCACCAGCAUCACUAGGUAUCCUAUAGUAACAUCUGGACAGUCUCCGCCUGCACCAGCAUCACUAGGUAUCCUAUAGUAACAUCUGGACAGUCUCCGCCUGCACCAGCAUCACUAGGUAUCCUAUAGUAACAUCUGGACAGUCUCCGCCUGCACCAGCAUCACUAGGUAUCCUAUAGUAACAUCUGGACAGUCUCCGCCUGCACCAGCAUCACUAGGUAUCCUAUAGUAACAUCUGGACAGUCUCCGCCUGCACCAGCAUCACUAGGUAUCCUAUAGUAACAUCUGGACAGUCUCCGCCUGCACCAGCAUCACUAGGUAUCCUAUAGUAACAUCUGGACAGUCUCCGCCUGCACCAGCAUCACUAGGUAUCCUAUAGUAACAUCUGGACAGUCUCCGCCUGCACCAGCAUCACUAGGUAUCCUAUAGUAACAUCUGGACAGUCUCCGCCUGCACCAGCAUCACUAGGUAUCCUAUAGUAACAUCUGGACAGUCUCCGCCUGCACCAGCAUCACUAGGUAUCCUAUAGUAACAUCUGGACAGUCUCCGCCUGCACCAGCAUCGCUAGGUAUCCUAUAGUAACAUCUGGACAGUCUUCGCCUGCACCAGCAUCACUAGCUAUCAUAGUAACAUCUGGACAGUCUCCGCCUGCACCAUAAACACUAGGUAUCAACUGAAGAGCAAGGUAUAUGAAGUGCGGCAGCUGGUAUUCCACUGCGGUGAUUUUUCCCAACAGGAUAAUACGUUUGUAGUGUGUGAUCUACGGCUCGUCCGUCCACGAAUCGUCUGUAGAAAACAAAAUCUGACUUCCAUGGAUGUCUCUACAAUGUACUCGGAAAGUGUUUUUUAAUUUCAACUGCACUAUCAGCUGAUAAUUAAUGUAAUUUGUCAACACAGCUGAAUUGUGUGACAAUUUAAAAACUUAUGAUCAUAGGAUUAUUGUAAUGAUUCGCACACAUCUACGUCAUGGUAACAACAUACAUACAUGAAUGUGAAGUAUCAAGGGGAGAUAAUUUAGUAGUAAAUAUUUGGAACUGAGCUCAAAAGUUUCAAUUGUUCAACUGUUUGAACGAUCAGAUUUGAAUGACAUGUGCUGAUUCUGGUAGACAUUCAGACAUGAAGGUGAAAAUAAAGAAAGUUUCGUGGCCGCGGACUAGGGAGGAGCGCCCUCUGCGAAGCUUUAACAGUCAGGCGGUGAGGGAAAGCUACAAUAGAGCGUGGAACUCUGAUUCAGAGUCGGGGGACGAACUCUCCUGGGACGAAGACGCAAACUACACAUACACAGUGAAGAAAAGGUAUGGGGAAUGGAAACAGAAACAGCGACAGUUCGUCUGUUGCCUCGUCUGCUCUAUCGUCCUAAUCGCUAUUCUGGCGAGUGUUGUCAUCUGGCAGUACCAGAAUCGUUACCGAGUAAACGCACAGCUUUGUGACUCUCAGACCUGUGUGAAGACGAGCGCCUACAUCCUCCAGAAAAUGGAUACUUCAGUUGAUCCGUGUAGUGACUUCUACAGCUACACCUGUGGUAACUGGGUAAAGACGACAGUAAUCCCCGAAACUGAGCCAAAGUACGGCACAUUCCAGGUCAUUCAGGAUCAGAUCACUAACGACCUUAAAAAGUUAUUUCAAUCUGACAGUGUCAUGUACAAGGGACAUAACUCUACAGCAAUCCAGAAGAUGAAAACGUAUUACAAUACUUGUAUGGAUACGGACAAAAUAGACAAACUGGACAUCCAGCCUGUUAUAGAAGUAAUUAACAGUUUUGGGUCAUGGACCCUAAGUAACACAUCCAAACCCUGGGAUGAAAACAACUGGAACUUCAUGGAUGCAUUUGUCAAAAUUGCUAAGACAGGAUUAAACGACCCGCUACUGGGAAUCGGUGUCAGUAAUGAUGACCGCAACAACAGUGUGAACAUCAUAAAUAUUGGACAGAGUGGUCUCACUCUGGGCUCUUGUGAACAGUACUACACCAACAGUUCUAAGUACCAGGCCCUGAAGGACGCGUACAUCGACUACGGAACCAGGUGGACAGUUUAUCUGGGAGCUGAGGAAACGGAAGCCAAGGCCAAGAUUGAAGCAAUUUACAACUUCGAGCAACAGUUAGCAUUAAUUUUCAGAACCAAGGAAGAGUUACAAGACCCAGAGAAAAUCUACAACAAAAUGUCUAUCAAGGAGCUUCAGGACAACUACUUAGGGCCAACAUCAAUGAUACACAUACAUGACUAUAUCAAUGGAAUAUUUGGACGAGUGAUCCCAGAGGACACACAGAUCCUGGUGUACACACCGAGGUAUCUCAAAGACCUCACCGCUCUCCUGGCCAGGACUCCUAAGAGCGUGUUAGCUGACUACAUGGUCUGGACAACGGUCAGUAGCUUAUCGGGAUACCUACCUCAACGGUUCAUUGACCUUGCCCUCAUCCUCUCUAAGGUGGAGUCGGGCGUGACCAAGCUGGAACCCCGCUGGAAGCGAUGUAUGGGUAAGGCUGUCGGUACUGCCGGGUACGCUGCUGGCGCCCUCUAUGUGCAGGACUACUUCGCGGAGACAAGCAAAGCUCAGGUGGAGGAUAUACUGGAGCAAGUAAGAGCGGCAUUUAUUUCCAAUCUUCCGAGCGUGACCUGGAUGGAUGAUGUGACUCGGGCAAAGGCUGCAGAGAAAGCAGAGCAUGUCACCAAGAAGAUAGCCUACCCUGACUGGAUCCUGGAUCCCACAAAGCUUGACACGCAUUACGAAAAUCUCACUAUAACACCAGGAGAGUUUGUAAAAAGUCUUUUCGCAGUUUUACAAUAUAGUGUACAGAAAAAUCUUGAUAAACUGGGCAAGCCUCCAGACCCUGAAGAGUGGGCUAUGAUGCCUACAGAGGUGAAUGCCUACUACUCACCAACCUAUAACAACAUUGCUUUCCCGGCUGGAAUUUUACAGAAGCCUUUCUUUGACCCAGACUUUCCAAUUCCUUUUAACUUUGGUACGGUGGGGAUGAUUAUCGGACAUGAAUUAACACAUGGAUUUGACAAUUCAGGACGGAAAUUUGAUCUUAAUGGAAAUUUACAUAAUUGGUGGACCAACUCCUCAAUCGAUGGUUUUAAACGCCGGGCAGGCUGUAUGGUGAAACAAUAUUCUAGUUACGAGGUGGAACAUCUCGGUAUCCAUAUACGAGGGGAAACCACUCUAGGAGAAAACAUAGCAGAUAAUGGCGGUAUUAAGACUGCGUACCAUGCCUACAGGAAGUGGAGAAACAGUCAUCCUGACGAUGAGCUACAGUACCCUGGCUUGGAUCUAGAUGACGACCAACUCUUCUACGUCGGAUUCUCACAGCUCUGGUGUUCCUUCUAUACUCCAGCUUAUGCUAAAACCUCUAUUGUAACAGACGAACACACCUACGCAAAAUACAGGGUCAUCGGAGCCUUGUCUAAUUCUGAUUCCUUUGCCAGAGCUUUCCACUGUCCAAGGAACUCACCCAUGAAUCCUGAAAAAAAAUGUGAAGUUUGGUGAUAAGUUUAUGUGUUAAACCUCACUUCUUUCGAUGUAGAACAAAACUAAAUGUCCAGAAAUUGCAAUCAUUGUCAGUAAAUGAAUCAUAACAAAACUUGUAUAAUAUCAUAAAUUUACCUUUUUUCUCCCUUUUUUCCCCCAAAAGAAUUACACACAAUGUUUCCAUAUUUUCAGGUCCUUAUAAUUUUUGAUAUCUUUUUAUCGAACAUUAUUUUCCACAUUUAAGGGUUUAUGCUCUUUAUAAGUCAUACCUGUGAUUUGUGUAAGAUUGAUCUCCCUUGUUUUAUAAGCAUUGUUGAUUUAUGCGGGGAAAAUACCAUAAUGUUAUGACUGGAUAAUCGUUGUCCCUGUGUGCUUAUUUGUGUGUAUAUGAAUUUGCCAGUCCAAAUUACCAUUCAUAAAUGAUAUUUAAUUGUUUUUUUUCAGUAUGAACCUGAUUUAGAAAGGGGGAUAUAUUUCAAAACAUAAAUUUUUGCUUAAUACAACAAUUGAUAAUAUUUUUUGGUAUAUAUUCAUAUGAUUUCAAAAUCAGAACUUAAAACUAGAUAGAAAUUGUUUUGAGAGAAAUUAGCUUCACCAUAUCAAAAGUAAGUCAUUCACCAACAUUUCUAAAUUUUUUAUUAUUAUUUUUUGUUUCAAAGAUAUAAAAUUAUAAAUCGCUCCGCAUUAUCUGUCAUUUGAAGUUUCUUUAACUCCCACCAUAGGAAGUUUUUUGUCUGAAAACCCUAUACCCUCUGUGAGAAAUCCACUUAUAUAUAUCCUGAUCUAUUAGACAAAGCAUUAAUCCUUUAUUUGAGACAUAAUUUAAUAUAUUAUUGGGAAAUCCAUCAAUUAAAACACAAUUUAAUAGGCAACUCAGAAAUGUUAAAAUAUGAUAACUUAAUACAGAUUACAGAAAUCCAUUUCUUGAUAGAUAAUUAAGAAAACAUUGUAGAAAUCCAUUAAUUGAUUCCCAAAUGAUAAAGGAAUGCAGAAAUCCAAUAAUUAAGAUGAAAAUGUUAUAGACAAUGCAGAAAUUCAUUAAUUAAUAGCAUACUUUAACUCAUUCACCCCUGAAGACGCAUUUGAACUUUUCCAGUUCAAAGGUUGGUAUAGUUCAUUAUGAAAUUUCAGGGGUAAGUGAGUAGAAAUAAUAUUGAAUUAGCAUUUCACUUUUAUUAUAAUGUAUAUCAUGUUGUGUACAAAUGUUUGCUGUACUGAUAAAUUGCCGUCAUUACGGACGCAGAAAUAGGCAAAAAUUAAACUGCAGCGAAAAUUUCCCAAUAAACAUACAGUAGACAAUUUAUGAUUGAAAUAGGAGGUAAUGAAUAUAUGAUAUGUGAAAGUACAAAAAAUAUUCAUAUACAUUCACAGAUUAUACUAAAGUCUUAUUUCUAGUGAAUGUUUAAGUUAUAGAAAAUAUGACCCAGGCCAUAUAAACUCAUUAAAUAAUGACACUUCAUGUUUUUAUACCAACCUAUUAUUUAAUUUAGUUUAACUUUAUUUUGUUUUUCACUUUAGCACUAACAAGUUAUUAUAUGUGAAAUGAAAUAGAACAAUGCAAUUUAUUCCAAUCAAUAUCCCCAGUUGUUAGAUGAUAAACUUAAGGUGAGAGUCACACCAUUGGUUUUAAUGUAUCAAGCAUUGAAGAAGCUAUUUUCCUGUUUAAUCUGUGAUUUCCAAUUUAUAUUCAUGUAAAGACAGUUGUAGAUUUCAGGCCUUUUUAAGCAGUAAGAAUUUUUAAAACUUUUCCAGUUGAUGAUGCUAUAAAGUAGUAAAAUAACAAAUAACAUGACCAGUAAUGCAAUGGCUCAGCAAAUUUGUUUUAUAUUAGCAAAAGGUCAAGGGUUUGAUUUCUAAAGUGGACAGUUUUAUGAAAAAAUAAAAUUAUACUGAAUUUUAUAUCUUAAGUAUAUACAUAAUGUAACUAUGUGCUAUACACAAUGUAACUCUGUGCUAUAACCAUGGUGUUAUCUAAGUCCGUGCUAUAACAAAUAAACAAGGUAGAAAAUUCCCAAAUUGGAACUCUUUUGUCAUUGGAGAUACAAUACCUGAGUGCUGGGACUUUCUACCUUAAGGAAUAUACUAUAUGUCAAUGUGUCUUAUCACAGGAAUUGUACAGAAUGGGUGUCCGACAUGGGUUGAUUUCUCGUCCCUCCUUUUAUAAUCAUGAUUUAUGGGACCAGUUAGGUUGUACAGUUGUACAGUGACAACGAAUCAUUAUGCAUAAUACAUUUAUACAUGUAGUUACAAGGAGAAUUGGGAAUUUUAAUCUUAGGCCAAACAAAGAUAUAUGUGUGUUUCCGGUUUCCCUGACGACCUUAGAUUUUCGUGCAUACCCUUAAGUUUUUAUUGGCAUUUAGUGAUAAGCGCUGUUACAGUCUAAACUCCUGCUCUGUAUAAGCAUAGUCAAAAUAUUUUCAAAAAAUAAAUAUUUGCCUAUCUACCGACCCUAAUCUUUUUCAAGCAGAAACGGGAAACACACAUAUUUGUGGGGGUCUUAAAUUAUACAGGAAUAUAUAUGUGUGUACUUGAUAUGUUUGUAUCUGAUGGGAAUACAGUGUUUGGGGAGUUCAAAUACUAAUCUGGGAGGUUUCAUAUUUCCUGUGUGUUUGAAUGUGGAAAAUUGUGAAAAUACGUUGGCGCUAAUCAAAAGAAUACUUUAAAAUUUGAGAAGUUUCAUGAAGCUAAGAAAACACUCAAAUAUAUCAUUCUUUUCAAAAAUGUGUCUUGUUUAGAAUUUUCUUUGUUGUUAAAAAUUCCUUUGACCUUUCACAUCUAGAUUUAUUAAACCAUAAUAUAUAACUAGAGAUAUAUAACUUUGCUUGAGUGACCUGGAUACCCGUUUUAACAUUUUCAUGAAAACAAUUGUUACACAUACUGAAGCCAUAGAAUUCAGAUUUAAAAAAAAGAUAUGACAAUGUUUUACUAUUUUAUAUAUAUUUUGUAUAUAUCAUGUGUUACGAAUACCUAAUUGUGAUGACUGACAAAUCUGUCAUCAGUUUGAAAGUUUUGGUUACAUAAGACAUGUGUAAUGUAGGUGUACCAAAGGGAACUAUUUUUCAUUUGUUAUGAGUUUAACUUCAUUUUUAUUCAACAGUAGUGCAAUUUACCUGUGGAACAUUUUGUUUGUCUCAGUAAUUAUAUUGUGUUAACCAUGUCUGACUCUAGGUAAGAAUUGCAUGUAUAUGUAUAAUCUUAAAAACAGUGCAGAGGUAGAAUUAUAACUCUUUUGCAGCAACAUUGGUGCAAUGAAAACAAAUAUCCACGACAUUUUACCGUGUUCGAAAGACAUCUUUAAAUUAAUAUUUUUUUUAUCAAACAAAGGAAUGACUGAUUUUUUCUAAAAAGUUAUAUAUCAUUAAAAACUCUUAGUAUCAUUAUUCAAUUAAUUAGUUAACUGCAUGAUCACAGAUUUUUUUGUAUCCAUCAUAAAAAAGACCAGCAUAUACUGUACUAGUCUCCCUACUAACCAUACAUAAUAACUUUUAUGAAAGGGAAAUACAGAUCAGUUCUACACUGUAAAGAAACAAACAUUAACCUUGUAAUAAAAACAAAUCGAUAUGAAAGGGAGAAUACAGUUCAGUUCUACAUUGUGGAGUAACCAAAAAUUACCUGGGGAAAGGGAAAUAUAUCUCGGUUCUACACUAACAUAUCCAACAUUUACCUGGUAGCUGAAAGUAACCUGUAUGAAAGGGAACCUUGCGACCUUAAUUAACCUUUAUGAAAGGGAACCUUGCGACCUUAAUUAACCUUUAUGAAAGGGAUAAUACAGCUCAGUUCUACAUUGCCUGGUAUAUUGUUUAUCAGACCAGAUAAAUAAAAACAUGAUUUCUUUAACAAAACAUUUAUCAACCACAAAUAGCUUAAUCUUUUAUAUUGUUUUUUUUUUGUAUAAUAGGGGGACAAAAAUGGACAUUAUACGUUUAAACUCCAAAUUGAGUAAAUUAAAAGGAUUUGGUAAAAAAGCUUAGGCUUAGUCUUAUUAAAAUUAUUUAAUUAAACAUACCCCAGAAAUCAGUUGUAGAAAUUAUUUAUUCUCCCAUUAUAAAUGCCGAGCUAAAUCUGUUAAAACAAUAUAUACAAAGGUAAGAAAAUUAUAGUGCUACGCAAAAACAUCUCACUAACACUAUUAACUAGAAGAUUUUAUGAGCACGAUGGCGCCUUGGUCUUUUGAUAUAUUUAUUAAGUCUUCCUUGUACAUGUUUAGGUGUUUCAAAAUGAAAGUGUUAUUUCAUGACCUUUUUAGGGUUUGGUCAUAGGGCGCUGAUAUAUCGGAGAAUAUUGUUUGACGUGCCACUGUAGAAAUGAGUUAUUCUCUUGAUAUUGUUUGUAUUCUAUGACAGGAAUGGCCUUACAAUAUCUUUUUUAUCCGUGAUCAAAUCAAUAUGUGAAUUGAUCUAACAAAGUGCCUAUGAUAUAUACCUGUUUCAGGUUCUGUGCUUUAUUGACAUUCAGUCUUUAUAUCAUGUUGACACGCUUUGAACAAUGCAUGGUAGUGUAAAUAACAUAUUCACUGGCUAGGAGAAUAUUGAAGUGGUUUUUUGUAACAUUUGUCAUCUCGAUGAAUUAUAUUUUGGGAAACAUGUUUUCAAUCUUAGUGGUUUGUAACUUUGUUUGAGAUGUUAUUUUAUCCUACAUAUAUGAUUGCCCUGAGUAUAACUAUUUCCUUUUAUUGUUAAAACCGGACGCAACACUAAAACAAAAAGAGCUCUUCCUAAUUUGAACCGGUGUAUUCAAAAUUAUUUAAGCAAUAAGCAUUAACGUAUUUUUCGCCUUGUGAAUGUAAAAUAGAAACCAUUAAUAUAGGUUGUUUGGUAUGGAGCUGAAUUCAGCAACGACGUUUUCUAUGAAAGUGACAUUUAAAUUGAAAUCCGUUUAUAUUAAAAUGUUUGGGAAAUUUCAAAUCAUUACAAAUUUUACGAUACACAGUGCAACAAAAGAGAUAUGUAAACUGUAGGCGAUGGAUUGCUCUUAUGAGGAUUGUAUUCAUAUUUCAAAUUCAAAUUGUAUGGGUCAUAGAUUUCUAUACUUACACCAAACAUUGAGUUCCUUUCCCCUUAUAUUGUAACGGUCGUUUAUGUCUACUUUUGAAAACAAAAUAGGAUGACUCCUGACAGGAUUUUGGGCCGUACAAAAGUAGAAAAGUCUAUGUUUAAUAAAACAAAUCAAUAAUGUAUUUUACCAAACUGUUUAAACCGUUAAGAAUAUGAUAAGCGAAAUUCCUCAUAUGUUUUAACAAAUUACAUAUGUAUUUUGCCAAACUGUUGUAAACGUUUAGAUUUCCCCGUGCGUCUUACAUAAAUAAUGGUUGCGACGAUAAAUAUUUGUCAUGGAUUGUAUGCGUUUAUUUUAAAAACUUCGACUUCUUUAUGAGUACGAGUAUUGUAUGUUUGUGCCUAGAUGGACGUAUCGAAAGGAUGACGGAACAAGUUUAGUAUCGAAAACAAAUGUCUUCCUGUGUCAAUGUUCAAUGUCAAAACAAACUUUUGUUGAAAACAAAGGUUGUGCAAUGAUAUACAAUAUCUUUGUUUUUAUCUUUAUUGAACUAUUAAAGGCUGUUUUAAAGGCAAUAGUAAUCUACAGUAGCGAUUUCAUCGUGGUUAUGGCUCAUUACUGUUAUACUUUUGGAGAAAAUAAAAAAAUCAUGUUUUAUGAAUUA